AUGUCUUCCUGUUCGGCUCCCGUGCCCCGCCAGGCUUUCAAGCUCAGACCGGCCCAUCCCCUCCCCCGCUCUUCCGCGAGAGCGGCCCAGACCCUCCAUUCCCGACGGCGCCGCAGGGGAUUAGCUUCCGGCGGCGGCGCCGCCGGUCAUGCCUCCCAAUGGCAGCGGGAGCUCCGACGAUCCGUCGACGGCGAGCGGCUCUCCCCCCUCCUCAACAGCAGCAGCAGCAGAGGAGAAGCCCUCAAGUCCAGGGUCAUCUCCCUCCCCAUUCUCUGCUCCGAGGUUCCUCCCAGUUACUCCAUGGGGGCUGAAGAAAUUCCGGUGAGAACAGCGGCCCUGUACGCCUCUCUGAUUGGGUCCCUCGUGCGGGCGCAGCAAUGGCGAGAUGCCCUUUCGGCGUUUGCUUCCAUGGUGGGCGAAGACCUGAAACCCGACAGAUUCCUUCUCCCCAAGAUCUUGAAGGCCUGCUCCGAGCUCGAGAGAUUGAACAGCGGCGCCGCCGUUCACGGGUACAUGCUGAAGCGAUGGCAGGAAUUGCAGGUGGACGCAUUCGUGGGGAACUCUAUGAUCGACAUGUAUGGAAAGUGUGGAGAUCUCGCCUCUGCCCGGAAGAUGUUCGACGAAAUGCCGCACAGGGACGUCGUCUCCUGGACAGCGCUGCUGAUGGCCUACACAGCAGCAGGCCAGCUCGAGGACGCCGCAGAAGUCUUCUCUGCCAUGAGAGCAGAGGGCGUGAAGCCGGAUUUGAUCUCCUGGAACGCUCUGAUUUCAGGCUUCGCGAGGAAGGGGGAGACCAGCGCCGCUCUGGGCCUGCUCGAGGCCAUGAGAGAGGACGGAGUGGAGCCCUGCACCAACUCCUGGAACGGGGUCCUUUCAGGCUUCGCACAGAGCGGCUGCUUUGAGGACGCCAUUGAUGUGUUCAUGGGCCUGCGAUCCCACGGCGGCGCCGCCAACCCCGUCACCAUUGCUGCCGUCCUCCCCGCCUGCUCCGGCCUAAGACUGCCCGGCCUCGGCCGUGCCCUCCACGCCUUCGCCAUCAAGAACGGCUUCUCCGGCAAUGUCUUCAUCGACGGUGCCGUGAUCGACAUGUACAUGAAGUGUGGCGAUUGGAAGGACGCAGAGCAGGUGUUCUCGUCCAUGGAGAAGAAGACGGCGGCGGUGUGGAAUGAGAUGGUCGCCGGGUGGGCCAACCAGGGUGAGCUUGAGAAAGCUAUGGAGUUCCUGAAGGCAAUGGCGGAGGAUGGAUUGAAGCCCGAUGUGAUCACAUACAACACUGUUCUUGCCGCCUAUGCCAGAAAUGGUAAGAAAGAUGAGGCCUUCAGGCUGGUCUCGGAGAUGGGGAAGAUGAAUUUGAAGCCUAACAUUGUGUCCAUCAAUGCCCUCAUCGCCGGCUUUCAGCAGCGUGGAUUGAGCAAAGAGGCGCUGGGAUUGCUCCGAGUUCUUCAGCGCCGGGGAGAGCCCCACUCGAGGAAUUCAUCCGCCAUUGAGGAUUUCCCUUCUGAGAUGUUGGGUUCUUCCAUAAAGCUCAAUGCCGUCACUGUCACCUCUGUUCUUGCGGCGUGCUCGGAUUUGAAAGUGCAGCAUCAUGGGAUGGAAGUCCACGGGUUCAUACUGAGGAACAGCCUCGAAUCGAAUGUAUUUGUCUCAGCUGCUCUGAUCGACAUGUAUGCCAAGUGUGAGAACAUGGCCAAUGCAGUAAAAGUGUUCUGUGGAGCUAGAGAGCGAAACACGGUCACCUGGAACACCAUGAUGGCCGGGUACAACUCCAGUGGGGAGCCAGCGAACGCCCUGAAGCUAUUUCCACAGAUGCUUCGUAAAGGCCAUGCGCCGAGCUCCGUCACACUCCUGAUCCUUCUCCGGGCCUGCAGCACCAUGGCGGCGCUCACCCUGGGAAGAGCAUUGCAUGGGCAUGCCGUAAAGGGUAUGCUCCACGAUCCUUCCUUUUUCGGUAUUGACAGCACCUUGAUAGACAUGUAUGCCAAAUGUGGAAGCAUCCAGGAGGCAAGACUGGUAUUUGAUUCUACAAGCGAAAAGGAUUUGGCCGCAUGGAACACGAUGAUCUCAGGGUAUUCUCUGCAUGGGAUGGCCGAAGAUUCAAUAGCCCUGUUUAAGGAGAUGUAUCAGUCAGGGAUGAGCCCUGAUCGAUUCACAUUCACUUCGAUCCUCUCGGCCUGUCGGCAGGAGGGUUUCAUGGAGGUGGGGUGGAAGUACUUCAAUUCGAUGGAGGAAAUCUACGGCGUGAAGCCAGAGUUGGAGCACUUCACUUGCAUGGUGGGCAUCAUGGGUGGAGCCGGGCUACUGGAGGAAGCGCUGAAUUUCAUACGAAGGAUGCCGUUCGAACCCGACGCCUGCAUCUGGGCCGCCCUCCUUCGCGCCUGCCGGGCACAUUCCGACCAUGAAAUCGGGCAGGAAGCCGCCGCAGCCCUCUUUGAAUUGGAGCCUAGAAAUGCUUCCAAUUACAUCAUCCUCUCCAAUAUCUACACAGCAGUGGGCAUGUGGGAUUCGGCCAUGGAUGUGAGACUUGUCAUGAGAUCCCGUGGGUUGAAGCCGCCCGCCACCUGCAGCUGGGUAAAUCUGCGCCACAAAGCUCAUGCCUUUGAAGCAGGGGGGAGGCCGCAUCCUGAGAUUGAGAGGAUUCUGGAGGAGUGGGACAGAUUGGCGCUGGAAAUGGAAAGGUUGGGGUAUUUCCCACAAGAUCCUUGCCUUGUUAAGGAGGAGACGGAUCCCUUCUCCUGCUUCCACACCGAGAAGCUCGCAAUCUGCUAUGGCUUGAUUUCUCUGCCUGCUGGUUGCCCCGUUCGGGUGUCGAAGAAUGUGCGGAUGUGCAUCGACUGCCACACGUCAGCCAAGUUCAUCUCCAGGAUCGGCGGCCGGGAAGUGCUCGUAAGGGACGGCUGCCUCUACCAUCACUUCGCCGGUGGAGUCUGCAGCUGCGGCGACAGUUGGUGA
Messenger RNA from Spirodela intermedia, 2949 nucleotides. The record is from the annotation of a GenBank genome assembly. NCBI's taxonomy places the organism in Eukaryota, Viridiplantae, Streptophyta, Magnoliopsida, Alismatales, Araceae.